CAGCAGCAGUGUGGCAUGAUCGAUAGCAUGGCCAACCCAACACACCAACCUCGAUUCCACAACAAACCAGUCUCCCAGCUGUGUACACACAAGUCUGCCGGCUACAAAUGUACUGCAGCCGAUUGUAGCUUUUUAAUGCCUACAAUCAAAUCCGCUGCGUAACGGUUUUACUAUUCAAUUCAUGCCUGUAUGAAAUCUUUUGGCUGACGGCGACAUCUAGCAUAGUUUGCCAGCUAUAAUGGUACUAAUGUUGCGUGUGCGGUUUUUGUGGUUAAUGUUGUGUGUACUCGUGAAUCGGCAAAACGUACAGGCUGGUGCCUCAUUGUGGAGUCCGCCGGCGCUGAACAUCAGCGCGGCCUUCGAUGGGCCGUACAGCGGACAGGUGGACAGCCGCAACCCGGUGGCCUACCAUUUCGGCCGGCAGCUCAACGCCUACAACGGCGCGCUGCGGUUGACGAUAGGAAGCGUGGACGCCAGCGACGAAGCGCCGCUGCUCAUCAUCGUCAAACGACUGCGGACUGUGCGCUCCUGGCAGCUGCCGUUGCUCACGGAGAAGAACCAUGCCUACCGCUUCCUCAGUCGCACACUGUGCCCGCCCUACGUGGCGACGGAGAUAAUCCCGCAUGCUGCACACAACGAAUUCUAUGUGGAGAUCUUCACGGUGUCCCCGUCGCCGGUCUCCUACAACCUCACCAUCGCCACCUUCCCCGCCUUCAACGUCAGCCACCUCCCGCACUUCGCGCUGCACGUCAGCCCCUCCGAGCCGCAGUACGUCCACUACCGCAUGCCGGCCGAUCGUAACCGGGUCCUCGUCAAACUCCACACCACCUUCGGCGAGACCAUCUGCAGUUACUUAUCCAUCCAGUCGGUCCGCUGUCCCGUGGGGGACCUGGAGGCCGACCUCCGGCUGGACGGACGCUACCAGACCGUCACCGGGCGGGCGGCCAUCGAGGUCACCCGCAGCGAGUUCCCCAGCGGGGAGUUCUACAUCGUCGUCCUAGUCCACUCCCGGGAUGAUGACUGCGCCGAGUCCCGCGGGCUCCUCAGCCUGCUGCAACGGCGGACGGAAUCCCGGGAGACGGUGUUCCCGACGGCGCGCUACAAGACGGUCAACAUCACCGUCAUGGAGGGUCUCGACGCCGAGGCCAAUAACCUGGCGCUGGUCGCUCCCGUACUGCUCUUCCUGGGGUUCUGUGUCAUCGCGUUGCUGCUGCUGCAAAGCAGUCUGAAGACGUGGAGCGGGAUUCUCGGCGGAGACCUCAACCGGGUGACCUUUCCCGAGGUCCAGCGACGGUCUAAAAUUGCGGCGUUUUUUGCGAAAAGUAUUACCGGCAAACCUAUCCCGUCGAUGUGGGAUGAAAAGAACUACACGGCUUCCGAUGCAAGGUUAUCCCGAUUGGUCCGUACUCCCUCGGACCCCAAACUCCAGCUCCUGGCUGAAGGGGACACCAAGACCGCAAACCUAACCGGCUUUGAUUUUAUCGACGGUGGCGCCACCUCCUCGCCCAUCCUGCACGUCUCCGACAUCAACCGGAAGCCCUGCACCGUGAUCAAGCAGACCUCGCGGGAGUACGGUUUGACGCUGAUCACGGUGUUCAUCUUUUACAGCCUGCCGGUGCUGCAGCUGGUGAUGACGCACCAGGGCCUGCUGGUGGUGACGGGGAACGAGGACAUCUGCUACUACAACUUCUCCUGCGCCAACACCGUCGGCGUCCUCUCCGACUUCAACCACAUCCUCUCCAACGUCGGCUACGUUCUCCUCGGACUCCUCUUCAUCCUCCUGGUGCGCCGCAAGUCCAUUUUCACCUCCAAACUUAGGCAGACGGUACCGCGGCUGGACGAGUACGGCAUCCCGUCCCAGGUGGGCCUGUUCUACGGGAUGGGUAUGGCGCUGACGAUGGAGGGUAUCAUGAGCGCUUGCUACCACGUCUGUCCCAGCUACAAUAACUUCCAGUUUGACACCUCCUUCAUGUACCUCAUCGCGGGAUUGCUGCUAUUGAAAAUGUACCAUGCCCGGCAUCCCGAUGUCCUUCCGCAGUCCUACACAACCUAUCCACUGUUUGCCGGUGUGAUCAUAAUCGCCGUGGUGGGCGUGAUCAGCCGGCACAUCGGCUAUUGGAUCGCCUUCUCCGCUGUACACGGGAUUAUUGCUAUCAUUGUGUUCCUGCAAAUACUGUUUGUUGGCUACCUUGAAUGGUCACUCGUAUGCUUAAAAAACGGGAUGAAGGCCGUGUUGACAGUCAAACAAGGCAAACGCGUGAAGAUCCCGCCCAAGCGCAUUGUCCUGUCCACGCUGAUCUUGCUGACCAACCUGCUGUUUGUCAUCGCGGGACCAAUGCUGCGGCCGUACGAUUUCGCCAGCCACCUUCUGUUCAUCCUGCAGGCCAAUCUCAUAGUCUAUGCGGCGUUCUACGCCGGCAUGAAGAUUCAGGAUCCUCAUGAGCGCAUCAGCCGCGCUGCCUGCCUGUACUUCCUGCUGGGGGUGCCCGCGUGGGGGGCCGGCAUGUACUACUUCACUCGCGGGCUAAGUGAUUGGGAAGUGAGUGCGGCGAAAUCCCGGGAAGGCAACCAGGAGUGCUUCUUCUUCCAGUUCUACGACGCACACGAUGUGUGGCAUAUGUGCUCGGCCACCGGGUUGUUCUUUACCUUCAUGAUGCUGCUGACACUGGACGACGAUCUAGCCACAGCGACGCGUGAUCAAAUUUCUGUGUUCUGAAAUACUGAAUUUUCCAAGACCAUUCGAUGCAGUAACGAUGGUUUUUACAUUAAUAAUUGGCUAUUCCCGUGCUCAAUCAGAUCCUAUCCAAUAAUAAACAAGCAAUAAAUUGAUGAA
Paramacrobiotus metropolitanus is the source of this 2833-nucleotide messenger RNA. Its product is annotated as SID1 transmembrane family member 1-like. NCBI's taxonomy places the organism in Eukaryota, Metazoa, Tardigrada, Eutardigrada, Parachela, Macrobiotidae. Gene Ontology annotation, cellular component: membrane. The record is from RefSeq and is a predicted model, not a curated record. The transcript has 5 exons. The coding region runs from base 239 to 2716 and encodes 825 amino acids.